AUGACUAGCUUUAGUGGUAUAAUUAUGUGCUUAUUUACAGAAGAAUCUACAGCUGCAGAGAAGAAAAGAAAGCCUCCACCCAGACUGAAUAUUCACUCUGCAUUCUGGAUUUUGGCAUCAAUUGCUGUAACAUAUUACUUCGAGUUUUUUAAAACUGUUAAAGAAACUAUUCAAGGAGAUAGUUGGUGGUUUGCCUCUGGCAGUUGUUUAUUGGCUGCCUGUUUAUCUGUUGCUUUUUACUGCAUAAUAUAUCUGGAGUGGUACUGUGGAAUCGAGGACUAUGAUGCACGAUAUCCAGUACUGAUACCCAUCACAACAGCUACCUUUAUUGCAGCAGCAAUAUG
Tinamus guttatus (white-throated tinamou) is the source of this 344-nucleotide messenger RNA. The record is from RefSeq and is a predicted model, not a curated record. Lineage: Eukaryota; Metazoa; Chordata; Aves; Tinamiformes; Tinamidae.